AUGGGAAGAAUGAAGCCAAUUGCUCACGGCCCUUGGUCCUUGGCAGACUCGUAUGGCUUCAUAUCUACCUUCCUCAACGGGUCCAUAACUCGCAGACGUGCCUUUAUUUCGGACCCCCGCUCGGUGACACAAGCUGGUAGGCUGGCAUUCAGCACGUCACACUCGUCCUCCAGGCAUCGUAUCAAAACCCGCAGGUCAAGCAAACAAACAAGCGUAUAUCGGGAAGGACAGAGUAGGUGGUUCCACGACUACUUUACUACGCAUCUCCCUUCCUCGUCUCUUCAUCCUGAUUCUCGGUCGAGCGGCCCGCAUCACAAAUUGCCACGGUCCGCCUCGACACCACAUACGCCAGGCUCAGGAGCUUCUCCCGCAGCAGCUCCACCAACCAUUGGUGCAUCCAGAGAACUUACAGUUGUGCGAAUACCUCUACGAAGCGCGAAACAUCACUUUGGGGUUUCUGUCUCUCGGGGUACCAGGCCGUACAACGAAGAUGCAUAUCAGGCUGGAACAAUAGAAGUGCCAGCAUUCGCAAAGCGGGCACCUAUAAGUUUAAGUCGAUCGGAUUCCAAAACUACCACAGGUGUUGGUACAUCCGCAGAUGGUGCAAGUGGAGAUCCGCAAGUGUUCUACUUUGGGGUCUUUGAUGGGCAUGGCGGAAAUGAGUGUAGUGAUUUUUUGAGGGAAGAGUUGCACACGUAUAUUGAGGAGUCAACAGAAACGUUCAAAGUUCUCUCAAGUCUGGAGAAGAAGGCGAAAAACAAUGCUUAUGGUACAUCUGUGAGUAGGGAAGUACAGGAGGAUGGGUCAGGGACACCCAUAUCUCAGCAGAUCUCUUGUAAAAUCAAAGCAAUCGAGUUGGAAAAGGCCCUUGUUUCAGAUUGGAAAUCAACAGUUGGUGGAUAUUUUCGACGAUUCAAACCAGAAUAUUUUGAUCUGCCUGAAUCUAUGGAAGGGGAGCCAAUACGAAAACCUAUCUCAGUUGAAGCAGCCUUAAUGUAUGCUUUUUUAAAAGCAGAUUUUGAUUUUAUAUCAGCACAGGCACGAAAACCCUCUCCGGAUGACAAUAACACCGACUCGCCCCUAAACGCGAAUGAAAUUUUUGGAGAGCCUGCGCGACAUUUCUCACCGCAUCGAAUUGGUGGCCCUACACGCUUCAUGGGAGGUUCAACCGCAUCUGUUGCUAUGAUAUCUACACCCACACCAACUCCCUUCUGGCAUCCAUCUUCUCCCUCGACGUUGAUGGUCGCCCACGUUGGCGAUACUCGUAUAAUACUUUGUGAGACCGCGACCGGCUUGGCCAAACCUGUGACUACCAAUCACCAUCCCAGUUCGCCUGUUGAAGGGGGUAGACUAAGAAGAUAUGCUGCGACGUUUGUUACUGAUUCUUUUGGGGAGGAGCGUAUGUCCGGAUUAGCAAACACGAGAGCAUUCGGUGAUAUGCGCUCUAAGCGCAUAGGCGUUUCCGCCGAGCCAGAGAUCAGGCGUGUAGAGAUAUCUCCAGCUGAAUAUAGUUUCUUGGUCUUGGUUUCUGAUGGCGUUAGUGGCACAUUGUCUGACCAGGAGAUUGUGGAUGUAGUAAAGGAGGCAAAAACGCCAGAGCAAGGGGCCAAGGAUGUUGUUGGUUUUGCUACAGAAGUGAGCAAGGAAGGAGACAAUGCAACAUGCUUGAUCGUUAGGCUCGGGGGCUGGGAGAGGAGAAUUGAGGGUGGCAUGGGAAGUAUGGGGACUAAGGAGGUCAGAGACUAUAAGAAGGGCGAAGCGAUGGAUCCUAGGAGAGCUAGAACUUAG
This is a messenger RNA of Sclerotinia sclerotiorum 1980 UF-70, 1788 nucleotides long. RefSeq lists its product as hypothetical. The record is from RefSeq and is a predicted model, not a curated record. Gene Ontology annotation, biological process: protein dephosphorylation. Gene Ontology annotation, molecular function: cation binding; protein serine/threonine phosphatase activity. The transcript is spliced from 2 exons. Bases 1 to 1788 code for a protein of 595 amino acids. NCBI's taxonomy places the organism in Eukaryota, Fungi, Ascomycota, Leotiomycetes, Helotiales, Sclerotiniaceae.